AUGACAGAUUUCUGUAACUAACCUCAAACAAAACCUGCCUUAUUUGGUAAUUCAAUUUUUGGCAAAUUUAACACUCAUUAAGAAGUAUUAUAAAUAAAAGUAAUAACUUAAAACAUGGCUGAAGAUUUACAAAGAAAAAUGCAAGCUGAAUUAGAAACUUAUCAAACUUUACAAAAAGAAUACAGAAAAGCUCUAACUGUCCGUCAACAACUAGAAACUCAAUUAACUGAAAAUAAUAUGGUAUCUGAUGAACUAAAGAUGCUUAAAGAUGAUACAGCAAUAUUUAAAUCUGUUGGUCCAAUACUCGUAAAAACAGAACUGGUAGAAGCCAAACAAAAUGUCUUAAAAAGGAUAGAAUACAUUAGCAAGGAAAUGAAACGAGUUGAAGAACAAAUUGCUGGCAUUGAAAAGAAACAAGACACAUCCAGAGAAACCUUACAAAAAUUCCAACAACAAAUUCAACAAGCGCAAAUGAGAGCGGCUAUGCAGGCUUAGUAAAGAAUUUUUUUCUUUUCUUUCUUUAUAAUUUGAUCUUCAAUUAAAAUAAUUCUUGCGUAAUGCCCAGUUUAUAUUUAAUAAAACUUCUAUUUAACACAUUAAAUAAAAACUUUUUAUAACAUUCAAUAUAUUGCAAAAUGUUUUAUUAUAAUUGUAUCAUUAUUUUUAUAAUCAUAUCUGAAUGUUGUAAUAUAAUUUGUAUAUGAAUUUUUGUGUUUUGCAUGCUGAAAUAAACCAAGAUUUGCUUAA
Onthophagus taurus is the source of this 747-nucleotide messenger RNA. RefSeq names its product Prefoldin 6 (gene Pfdn6). Gene Ontology annotation, molecular function: protein-folding chaperone binding. Gene Ontology annotation, biological process: chaperone-mediated protein complex assembly; protein folding. Gene Ontology annotation, cellular component: prefoldin complex; cytoplasm. The record is from RefSeq and is a predicted model, not a curated record. Lineage: Eukaryota; Metazoa; Arthropoda; Insecta; Coleoptera; Scarabaeidae.